GCAUGAACCUACUUAGCUUCUUCUCGAAGAAAAAUCCACUAUAAAUAAAGCGCAAACAAUUACUAAAAACCGAGGGAAUCACGAACAAAUAGAAAGAACAAAUGUUGAAAAACUCCAUUAAUAUUGCUCUGCUACUACUGCUUCAAGUUCUACUAGCGAUUGCGAUACACACAAGCGCUGAUGAAUCCUUCAACGUCCGUCAACAUCUGUCAACUGUUUCGAGAUACGAUAUUGUGAAGGAUAUAUCUGACAAUUCUUUUGUACCUUCCCAAAUUCCAGAUCAAUGUACUCCGAUUCAUUUGAAUCUUGUGGCACGGCAUGGCACUCGUGCUCCUACCAAGAAGAGGAUAAGGGAGUUAGAAGCCUUGGCUGGUCGACUGGAAGUCCUUGUACGUGAUGCUAAGGAACAGAAGCAGUCUUUGGAUAAAAUUCCUGCUUGGUUAACAGGAUGGAGCUCUCCUUGGAAGGGAAAACAUACGGGUGGAGAGUUGAUCCCUGAGGGCGAAGAAGAGUUAUAUCAGCUUGGUAUCAGAGUCCGAGAACAGUUUCCAGACCUGUUUAGUGAUGAAUACCACCCUGAUAUAUAUUCAAUCAAGGCUACCCAGGUUCCUCGGGCAUCAGCUAGCGCUGUGGCAUUUGGCAUGGGGCUGUUUAGUGGAAAAGGGAAGCUUGGGCCCGGGGCUCAUCGAGCUUUUGCUGUUACCAGUGAAAGCCGUGCAAGUGAUAUAGUUCUGAGAUUUCAUGAUUGUUGUCAAAGCUACAAGGAUUUUAGGAAAAGUCAGAAGCCAACUGUAGAGAAGCUCAAAGGACCUAUAUUAGAUGAGAUUACUCAUGCACUAGUGAGGCAAUAUGGUCUUAAUUUUACUAAACUGGAUGUAUCUUCUUUAUGGUUUCUCUGCAAACAGGAAGCUUCCCUGUUGAACAUCACCAAUCAAGCUUGUAGUCUAUUCAGGCCGUCUGAGGUUUCUUUGUUGGAAUGGGCGGAUGAUUUGGAGUCGUUCAUACUGAAGGGCUAUGGUAAUUCACUAAAUUACCGAAUGGGA
Messenger RNA from Nicotiana tabacum (common tobacco), 1043 nucleotides. NCBI's taxonomy places the organism in Eukaryota, Viridiplantae, Streptophyta, Magnoliopsida, Solanales, Solanaceae. The record is from RefSeq and is a predicted model, not a curated record.